AUGGAUUUCGCCAAACAUAAAGUCAUCGCACCAGACAUGUGUGACUCUGAUUACUGCAAAUUCUACGUACCUGUAAAGUCUGCCACAGACAGAGAACCAAUCAGCCUGUUGUCAGCCAGUCCUAUAGAGCCAGAGAUCAGCCUGUUGUCAGUCAGUCCUAUAGAGCCAGAGAUCAGCCUGUUGUCAGUCAGUCCUAUAGAGCCAGAGAUCAGCCUGUUGUCAGCCAGUCCUAUAGAGCCAGAGAUCAGCCUGUUGUCAGUCAGUCCUAUAGAGCCAGAGAUCAGCCUGUUGUCAGUCAGUCCUAUAGAGCCAGAGAUCAGCCUGUUGUCAGCCAGUACUAUAGAGCCAGAGAUCAGCCUGUUGUCAGUCAGUCCUAUAGAGCCAGAUAUCAGCCUGUUGUCAGUCAGUACUAUAGAGCCAGAGAUCAGCCUGUUGUCAGUCAGUACUAUAGAGCCAGAGAUCAGCCUGUUGUCAGUCAGUCCUAUAGAGCCAGAGAUCAGCCUGUUGUCAGUCAGUACUAUAGAGCCAGAGAUCAGCCUGUUGUCAGUCAGUACUAUAGAUCCAGAGAUCAGCCUGUUGUCAGUCAGUCCUAUAGAGCCAGAGAUCAGCCUGUUGUCAGUCAGUCCUAUAGAGCCAGAGAUCAGCCUGUUGUCAGUCAGUACUAUAGAUCCAGAGAUCAGCCUGUUGUCAGUCAGUCCUAUAGAGCCAGAGAUCAGCCUGUUGUCAGUCAGUCCUAUAGAGCCAGAGAUCAGCCUGUUGUCAGUCAGUCCUAUAGAGCCAGAGAUCAGCCUGUUGUCAGUCAGAACUAUAGAGCCAGAGAUCAGCCUGUUGUCAGUCAGUCCUAUAGAGCCAGAGAUCAGCCUGUUGUCAGUCAGUCCUAUAGAGCCAGAGAUCAGCCUGUUGUCAGUCAGUCCUAUAGAGCCAGAGAUCAGCCUGUUGUCAGUCAGUCCUAUAGAGCCAGAGAUCAGCCUGUUGUCAGUCAGUCCUAUAGAGCCAGAGAUCAGCCUGUUGUCAGUCAGUCCUAUAGAGCCAGAGAUCAGCCUGUUGUCAGUCAGUCCUAUAGAGCCAGAGAUCAGCCUGUUGUCAGUCAGUCCUAUAGAGCCAGAGAUCAGCCUGUUGUCAGUCAGUCCUAUAGAGCCAGAGAUCAGCCUGUUGUCAGUCAGUCCUAUAGAGCCAGAGAUCAGCCUGUUGUCAGUCAGUCCUAUAGAGCCAGAGAUCAGCCUGUUGUCAGUCAGUCCUAUAGAGCCAGAGAUCAGCCUGUUGUCAGUCAGUCCUAUAGAGCCAGAGAUCAGCCUGUUGUCAGUCAGUCCUAUAGAGCCAGAGAUCAGCCUGUUGUCAGUCAGUACUAUAGAGCCAGAGAUCAGCCUGUUGUCAGCCAGUCCUAUAGAGCCAGAGAUCAGCCUGUUGUCAGUCAGUACUAUAGAGCCAGAGAUCAGCCUGUUGUCAGUCAGUCCUAUAGAGCCAGAGAUCAGCCUGUUGUCAGCCAGUCCUAUAGAGCCAGAGAUCAGCCUGUUGUCAGUCAGUCCUAUAGAGCCAGAGAUCAGCCUGUUGUCAGUCAGUCCUAUAGAGCCAGAGAUCAGCCUGUUGUCAGUCAGUCCUAUAGAGCCAGAGAUCAGCCUGUUGUCAGUCAGUACUAUAGAGCCAGAGAUCAGCCUGUUGUCAGCCAGUCCUAUAGAGCCAGAGAUCAGCCUGUUGUCAGUCAGUCCUAUAGAGCCAGAGAUCAGCCUGUUGUCAGUCAGUACUAUAGAGCCAGAGAUCAGCCUGUUGUCAGUCAGUACUAUAGAGCCAGAGAUCAGCCUGUUGUCAGUCAGUACUAUAGAGCCAGAGAUCAGCCUGUUGUCAGUCAGUACUAUAGAGCCAGAGAUCAGCCUGUUGUCAGUCAGUACUAUAGAGCCAGAGAUCAGCCUGUUGUCAGUCAGUACUAUAGAGCCAGAGAUCAGCCUGUUGUCAGUCAGUACUAUAGAGCCAGAGAUCAGCCUGUUGUCAGUCAGUCCUAUAGAUCCAGAGAUCAGCCUGUUGUCAGUCAGUCCUAUAGAGCCAGAGAUCAGCCUGUUGUCAGUCAGUCCUAUAGAGCCAGAGAUCAGCCUGUUGUCAGUCAGUCCUAUAGAGCCAGAGAUCAGGCUGUUGUCAGUCAGUCCUAUAGAGCCAGAGAUCUGCCUGUUGUCAGUCAGUCCUAUAGAGCCAGAGAUCAGCCUGUUGUCAGUCAGUCCUAUAGAGCCAGAGAUCAGCCUGUUGUCAGUCAGACCUAUAGAGCCAGAGAUCAGCCUGUUGUCAGUCAGUCCUAUAGAGCCAGAGAUCAGCCUGUUGUCAGUCAGUACUAUAGAGCCAGAGAUCAGCCUGUUGUCAGUCAGUCCUAUAGAGCCAGAGAUCAGCCUGUUGUCAGUCAGUCCUAUAGAGCCAGAGAUCAGCCUGUUGUCAGUCAGUCCUAUAGAGCCAGAGAUCAGCCUGUUGUCAGUCAGUCCUAUAGAGCCAGAGAUCAGCCUGUUGUCAGUCAGUACUAUAGAGCCAGAGAUCAGCCUGUUGUCAGUCAGUACUAUAGAGCCAGAGAUCAGCCUGUUGUCAGUCAGUCCUAUAGAGCCAGAGAUCAGCCUGUUGUCACGCUGA
Messenger RNA from Oncorhynchus tshawytscha (Chinook salmon), 2604 nucleotides. Its product is annotated as putative protein FAM47C. The record is from RefSeq and is a predicted model, not a curated record. Lineage: Eukaryota; Metazoa; Chordata; Actinopteri; Salmoniformes; Salmonidae. Bases 1 to 2604 code for a protein of 867 amino acids. The transcript has 3 exons.